Messenger RNA from Trematosphaeria pertusa, 668 nucleotides. RefSeq lists its product as uncharacterized. The transcript has a single exon. The record is from RefSeq and is a predicted model, not a curated record. Lineage: Eukaryota; Fungi; Ascomycota; Dothideomycetes; Pleosporales; Trematosphaeriaceae. Bases 176 to 586 code for a protein of 136 amino acids.
CGAGGAUCACGGGCUGUCGCUGGGUCGGUCCAAAGCAGCGGACAUUGCGAGGCGCACGUCCCUACAACGAUAACGAUGAUGAAUUGGCGUCGAGCAGGGCGGCCGCCAGCACGCACAGGCUUGGCGGGCCCACCGGCGCUCGUCCCCUGCUAGAGAAGCUCAACGUCAGGAUCUGAUGAACUGCACGCCGGUGCGCGCCCAUUAUUGGCUGCUGACGGCCGCUGGGGGCGGUACACGCGCGGGAGACGCAGGAUUCCUGUAUGUGGACGGAGUCAGGGGAAGCAGGAGGAAGCAGCACGGCGCAGAGGCAGACGACUGUGAGGGUGCUUGUGCAGGCGCUGUGCGCGUCGUCGUGAGCGCCGACGGUCUAGCGCGACAUGGGCAGAUCUUCUCUCGCGAGUCGGUCGGGCGAGGUUGGCGGAUCUCCAGUCGGGAGGCCACGCAAGCAGGGUUUGCAGCGAUGUUUUCCACUCGGCGCCGGCGGACCCAGCAGGCUCCUGUCGAUGGCAAUCCUGAUAGCGGCCGGCCUCGUAUUGCUGCAUACAUACGUCGAUACGUGAGUGAUGGUGAGGAUAUGGCGCUGUGAAUUAUCAACCGUUUGCACCGCACUGUAGCGCGGCGGCGAGGGCAGCAAAACAAUGACGCACACGGGGCUGAGGCUGUCUUCG